Messenger RNA from Dromiciops gliroides (monito del monte), 1553 nucleotides. RefSeq names its product aquaporin 7 (gene AQP7). The transcript has 8 exons. Gene Ontology annotation, molecular function: urea transmembrane transporter activity; glycerol channel activity; water channel activity. Gene Ontology annotation, biological process: water transport; glycerol transmembrane transport. Gene Ontology annotation, cellular component: plasma membrane; basolateral plasma membrane. The record is from RefSeq and is a predicted model, not a curated record. NCBI's taxonomy places the organism in Eukaryota, Metazoa, Chordata, Mammalia, Microbiotheria, Microbiotheriidae. Bases 337 to 1443 code for a protein of 368 amino acids.
CUAUUAAUACCUUUGUCCUGCUGACCUCUCCCCCAGAGAGGCAGCAAGCAAGGACAGGGUCUCCCUCCUCUUUUUGUGUCUGGGAGACACUGGACCUUGGGCAAGCUUGGAAAGGGGACAGGAGACAGGAAAGACGGAGCCUGCUCUGGCUUCCUGAGCCUAAGAACCAUAGGCACACCAAGGGAGAGUCCUCUCUAUGGAAGAUACAGUUCUGGGGGUACCAGAGUUUCUCUGUAUGAGAAGUGAGAACAUAAAAUUGGCAGGCUGGAACUGAACUGGCAGAGAGCCCAGGCUUAUGGGAUAAGCCAGGGCCAGAAGGAUAGAAGUGGGUACGUUAUGGAGUCCACCUCUCCACAAAGACGCAUUCAACCCAGAAGCCAACCUUUAAGGAGACUACAAACAUCUAGCGACAUGAUGCAGCGCAUGCAAGAAGCUUUGCGGGGAGACAUGAUGCGAGAAUUCUUGGCUGAAUUUAUGAGUACAUAUAUCAUGAUGGUGUUUGGUUUGGGGUCCGUGGCCCAGAACGUUCUGGGAGAGAAUGCUUAUGGGACGUACCUCAGCAUCAACUUGGGAUUUGGCUUUGGUGUUACCAUGGGGGUCCAUGUGGCUGGGGGAAUCUCUGGUGCCCACAUGAACAGUGCUGUUACCUUUACAAGCUGUGUCCUGGGUCAAAUGCCCUGGAAGAAGUUUCCUGUCUACACACUGGGACAGUGCUUUGGGUCCUUCUUAGCAUCAGCUACCAUAUAUGGCCUCUUCUAUCAGGCACUCAUACGGUACACAGAUGGGAACCUGACAGUAACUGGACCCCGGGCAACUGCGGGCAUCUUUGCUACUUACCCUGCUUCUCACAUGACUCUGUGGAGGGGAUUCAUAGAUGAGAUAUUCAUAACUGGGGUACUCCAGUUAUGCCUGUUGGCUAUCUCUGACAAGAAGAACAGUCCAGCUCUUCAAGGGACUCAGGCGUUAGUCGUUGGCGUCCUCGUGAUCACCAUUGGCUUGUCAUUGGGCAUGAACACAGGUUACGCCAUCAACCCAUCCAGGGACCUGCCCCCCAGGAUCUUCACGAGCAUAGCAGGCUGGGGCAAUGAAGUCUUCACCGCGGGGGAGAGCUGGUGGUGGGUCCCUGUGGUUGCCCCACCGUUAGGGGCCCUCAUGGGAGCCAUUGCCUACCUAAUCUUCAUUGGAUCCAGCCACCCUCCUUCGGAGCGAAAUGUGGAGUUGGUCAUGCCUAAGUCUCGAGUCCUGCAGCCCCUGAAGCAGAAGGUGGUGGUACCCUCGCCCCAUCAUCCACCUAUUUCUUCCCUGUCCUCUCACUCAAGCAUGGAGUCAGUCCCAUCUCCUCCUGGUCCUCUCCCUCCCCCAUCCCCUUUACCCCUUAAGACUAUUUCUCACAAAAUGGAUGUGGAAGGUGAGAGCACAGUUAUGUGGCGAGGAGAAAAAUAAAGUCAUCCCAAAGAAGCUUCUUUUCCUUGAGUUGUUGGGCUGGGAUUCUCCAGAAAGAGCUGGUCCCAAAAACUUCUUUCUUUUUUUCUGCAUCCUUCAGUCCCUUUCAG